Messenger RNA from Hemisphaericaspora subhashii, 1794 nucleotides. RefSeq names its product Tpo2p (gene TPO2). The coding region runs from base 1 to 1794 and encodes 597 amino acids. The record is from RefSeq and is a predicted model, not a curated record. Gene Ontology annotation, molecular function: transmembrane transporter activity. NCBI's taxonomy places the organism in Eukaryota, Fungi, Ascomycota, Pichiomycetes, Serinales, Debaryomycetaceae. The transcript has a single exon. Gene Ontology annotation, biological process: transmembrane transport.
AUGUCAACUCUAGAAGACUCUUCAUCAAAAGUUAAUCUGACAAUGACAGAUAUAAAUACGUCCUCAUCUACUGAACAUAUGGACCAUAAUAAUCUUCGUCAUAACAGUAACCCCACUAUCGAGGGAAGCCUAGCCGAAGAACCUAAAGCAUUCCAAGGUCAAGAUGACACCGAUGACGACAACAGUCUGAAUGACCUUCAUAACAGCCACCAUUCAAAUAUGGCUUUUGGAGACGAGCUUUCCGAAUAUGAAACAAAUACCGCCCUUUCGAGGAGUUUAUCAAGACGACUCACCGGAGCCGAGGAACUUCUUUCCGAAGCAAGAACAACUGAUGAACCAUUACCUCUCAUGGGUGGUGAUAGACCAUAUCCACCAUUAUUAGGGGACAGAACACCCUAUGUUGUCAUGUUUGAUGGACCUGAUGAUCCAACUCAUCCUCAUAACUAUUCGACAUUUAAGAAAAUGUUAUUCUGUUGCGGGGUUGGAAUGGCAGCACUUUCCGUUUCUAUGGGGUCAGCCAUGUUUGCAGAAGCCACCACGGAAUUAAUGGAAAUAUAUCAUAUUGGAAUUAGUGUAGCCUCAUUAGGAACUUCAUUAUUUGUUUUUGGUUUUGCUAGUGGUCCUGUUAUUUAUGGACCUCUUUCUGAAUUAUUUGGAAGAAAGAUUAUUAUGGUGAUAUCAUGUUUUGGAUAUGUUUGUUUUUCAUUUGCAGUUGCUACUGCUAAAGAUCUCCAAACUAUUAUGAUUUGUCGAUUUUUCGCGGGAUUUGUCGGUGCUGCUCCUUUGGUUGUUGCACCUGCCGUCAUGACUGAUUUAUUCUCAGCUAAAAUUAGAGGUACCGCCGUGUCUAUUUUUGCUAUGAUUUUAUUUGGUGGUCCGAUGUUAGCCCCUAUUAUUGGUGGGUUUACAGUAAAGAACCCUGGUUUGGGAUGGCGUUGGACUUCAUACUUCUGUGGUCUCAUUGGAGUAGUUGCAUUGCUCAUAAAUACAUUUAUCUUGGAAGAAACUCAUCAUCCUAUAAUUUUGGUACGUAAAGCAGAAACAUUACGUAGACGUACUGGAAAUUGGGGGAUUUAUGCACCACAUGAAGAACUUUCUUUAUCCCUUAAAGAAAUCGUGGAAAAGAAUAUUGCAAGACCUUUGAAGAUGUUAUUUACAGAACCAAUUAUCUUCUUAGUCAGUUUAUAUAACGCUUUCAUUUAUGGUAUGCUUUAUAUGUUCCUUACUGCUAUUCCAUUGAUUUUCCAAGGAAAUUACCAUUUUAUGACAGGUGUAGCUGAAUUACCAUAUAUCUCAAUGUUGAUUGGUGUCUUUACCGGUGGUUUAAUUAUCAUUUAUUUCGAAAAUAGAUAUAAUAUUGCGAUGGAGAAAAAUGGUGGACGUCCAGUUGCUGAAGAAAGAUUACCACCAAUGAUGAUUGGAUCAAUUACCUUUGUGAUUGGUAUCUUUUGGUUGGGUUGGACAGGUGAUUAUCCUGACAAGAUUCAUUGGAUCGUCCCUACGAUUGGUGCUGCAUUUGUUGGUAAUGGAUUAAUGUUGAUUUUCUUACCAUGUAUGAAUUAUAUUAUAGAUUGUUAUUUAUUCUUGGCUGCAUCAGCAUUAGCUGGUAAUACAUUCCUUAGAUCUGCUUUUGGAGCUGCUUUCCCCUUGUUUUCCGAACAGAUGUUUGUCAAUAUGCAAAUCAAAUACGCUUCCACUAUGAUUGGAUGUGUGGGAAUUGCCAUGAUCCCAGUUCCAUUCUUGUUUUAUAAAUAUGGGAAAUAUUUAAGACUGAAAUCAAAGUACGCUUUGUAA